AUGUGUACUGUUUACAUACAUUCAAAAAAUAUGCUUGUGGGUAAUAGUAAUAUUAAUAUUAAAAAUGAUAAUGUUGAUAUGUUAAUUUAUAGUUACUAUCAAUUAAUGGAUCCUUUAAGAGAUUAUGAAAGAAAAUUGUUUUGGCUUUUUUUAUACAAUAGGAAGAGAUGUAUUAAUGAUGUGUCAUAUGAAAAUAUUACGAAAUUUUUAUUAUAUGAUGAUAAGUUAUACAUGUCAAUAUAUAAUACAAAUGUAUUAUUAUAUAUGGGAAAAAAAAAAUAUAUAUUAUAUGCUAUUACAAUUUAUACUUAUGUAUAUUCUAUUUAUUAUUUAUUGUUACAUGUAUUUGGAUUUGUUAAAUCAAUUUUGGAUAGCCAAAUUAAUGUGCAAUUUUGUAAAGGAAUUCAUAAAAUAAAAUAUAAUGAAUAUUGUUAUAGUUAUAUAAAGUGCAAUGAUAAUUCAAUAUGUGAAGAGGGUGUGAAAGACACGAAGAAAAAAAAAUACACUAUAAUUAUUAAACAAAUUAUAAAUAUGUAUAAACAUAUAGAAUUUAAUGUAACACCUUUUGUGGAAAUAAGUUGUGUAAGAUAUGAAUUUUAUAAUACAUUCACAUUGUUUAUUAUGUUGUGGUACAGUCAUAUUAAUGACCAUUUUAUGAAAAAAGAAUUCACACAUUAUCGAUAUCUUAAAGAAAUUGAAAAAAUAAUAGAACAUUUUAUAUACACAUAUGAAAAACCAAUUUUUAAAUAUUUAAAAUGCAAAAAGGUAGAUAACGUAAAUAUAUUUUUUUCUUAUCGUCUAAAUAAUAAAAACAAACGAAAUGUUUAUAUCUUAAGAUCUAUAUGUAUAUAUAUUAUUGAAAGUCAAUGUUUCAAAUUUUUUCAUUUAAAUAAUUAUAUAUUAGAACGUAAUUAUUUGAAAAAAGUUCAUAAAUUUUUCUUAACACUUCAAAAGUUAUUAAAAUAUUUUAAUGAAUGUUUAAAAUAUUUCAUAUCAUUUCUGUUCCCUAAUAAAGAGUUUAAUAUUUUUAUUCAGUUUGCAUCUUAUAAUAUUCCUGCUUUCUAUUUAAAUUAUAUUAUAAUAAAUUGUUAUACAUUACUUUUUGGAAUUAUUUUAUAUUUUUUUAAGAAUAAUAUCAAGAGAAUAUGUAGGUAUAUUAAAUACUAUGCCUUGAUGGAAAGGCUUAAUAUUAUUAAUGUGUGCUAUAUAAGAUUAUAUGACAAGAUAAAUAAAAGAUCUGAUCCUUUUGUACAGGUUUAUUCACAUGUGCAUACACAUAUGUGUGAAUAUGUUUUAGAACAUUGUUUUGAUGUAAAACAUAUAAUAUGUUAUAGUAAGGAAUCACUAUAUAAAAAAAAUAUAAAUAAUAAUAAUAAUAAGAAGAAUAAGAAUAAGUGUGGUAAUAAUAAUUAUAGUAAUAGUAAAGAAAAUCGUUACAACUAUAAUGAUAAGAAUAAAAAUGAUUCUAAGUAUAUUUUACAAUUUUGCAGCUUCAAUAGAAACAGUUAUAAUAAUCGAAAAGAACAAACGAAUAAUGAACAAGACGACGAUGAUGAUGAUAAUAAUAAAAAAAAAAAAAUUUCAAAAUACGAAUCAGAUGACAAACAAUUUUUAAUAGUGAAAAGAAAAAAUGUUAAAGUUAAUGAUAAUAAUCUUUUAAAAGUUAAAAAGAAAGUUAUUAAAAAAAAAAUUGAAAAAAGAAAGAAAGGUUAUAGUUUUAAUAUAGGUUGUGAAAAAUAUAAUAAUCAAAUAAUAAAAAAUAUGAAGACAUAUAAUAAAAGAACAUUUUAUAUUAAUAAGAAUGAAUAUAAAAAAGUUAUAUUAAAAAAGUUAAAAUUUAUGAAUAAAAGAAUAAAUAAUUAUUUCAUUAAAGACAGAAAUAUUUUUACUAAUAAAUAUAGGUCUAAAAAAAGAUAUUUUGCUAAAAUAUUAAAAAAAAAAAAAUAUUUAUAUACAUAUGAAUCAAAUAAAAAGGGUAAGAAGAAUGUUUAUUUAAAUGAACAAUCGUUUAAAGUUAAAAUGUUGAGAUCCUUAUUUUAUAUUAUUAAAUAUAAAAAUCUUUGUGAUAAUUUGAUAAAUAUAAAUUAUCAAGUUUAUGACUUAUUGAAUAAAGAUGGAAUAAAAAAUUUUAAUUAUAUAGAGGAUAAUAGAAAUUUGAAUCGUAUUAAGGAAUAUAAACAAUUUUGUUUGAAUGAUUAUAAUGAUUGGACAGCAUAUACAAAAAAUGAAAUUUUAAAUUAUAUAUCUGAUUAUUUGUAUAAAUCACAUAAAUAUAAUGAUUUUGAAAGUUUAAAGAAGAUGUUACAAAGAAUAUUUUCUUGUGAUAUGGAUACUUCUCAUAAUAAUAAUAAUGAAAUUAUAAAUUUGAAUAAUAGUUAUUUGGAUAAUCAAAAGAAAUAUAAUACAUCAAAGACAUCAUUUAAUAGUAGUAAUAAGCAUUGGUUUGUUUAUAAAAAAAGUAUUAAGGAAGAAAAGAAAUAUUAUAUACCUUUGAAUAAUGUGAUGAAUAAUAAAGUAAAUGGAUGUUAUAAUACAAAUGAUUAUGUUAAUGGUAUAAAUAACGAUAUUACAGAAAAGAUGAACGAUCCUAAUGUGAAGACAUUAGACAAAGUUGUAAUCGAUGAUAAUAAUAAUAAUAAUGAUAAUAAUAAUAAUAAUAAUAAUGAGGUUGAUAAAAAUAAAAAAAGUUUACAGGAAAAACAAAUAAUAUAUAUAGAUGAACAUGUGGAAGAAGAUACUGUUCACAUGUUAAACUUACAAGAAAAGAAUUUAUGUAAAUAUUUUCAAGAAAGCCAAAUUGGAUUAAUAAGAUAUAUUGAUUGUUUACUAAAACGUUACAUUAAAAAUUUAAAUCACGAAAAAUAUUUCAAUAUAUUUUACAAAGAUACAUAUAAUAAUAAUAAUAAUAAUAAUAAUAAUAUCGAUAAUGAUAAUGUGUUAGGGGUCUUAUAUAAUUUAUUUACAUCCAUUAAAAUUGAUGAUAUGAUUAAGUGUAAUUAUGAAACAUUUCAAAUUGUAUUAAAUAAUAAAAUAGUAGAUAUAAUAAAUAUUUUAGAUAAAUUAAACACAUAUACAACUCACGAAUAUAACAGCAUGAAUUGUUCAUGUAGUGUGAAAGAACAUGAAAAUCUAUUUAAUCAAAAUAUAAAGUAUAAAAAUUUUUUAAAUAAUAAAUAUAAUACAUUUGAUAAUAAGGAAGUACCUAUAAAUGAAUAUCGUUUCUUGGAGAGUCAACGAACAAACGAAGAUAACCAAAUAUAUAAAAAUAGUGAUAAGGUUAUCUAUGAAAAUGUUUAUGAUGAGAGUUUUAUAUUUGAUCGUAAAGUUUGCACUAAUAAUACCUGCGUGAGUAUUAUUAAUCAGAGUAGUAAUAGUGAUAGUAGGAAAUUAAAUUGUUUUAUAAAAAAUGAAAUAUAUGAUUUGGGAUGUAACCAAAGGAGAGAAGCAAAUCGGAAUAGUGAAAGAUCAUAUGGUAUAAUGUAUAAUGAAAAUGAUAUGAAAAUUAAUUUGGGGAUGUUAUUAAGAAAUGAUAUAUCACUAUUUAAUAGGAGUAGAAAUGUGAACAGGAUAAACGGGAAUAGAAAUAAUUGUAACAGGUGUGAUGAUAAUAAUGCUGAUAAUAAUGAUGAUAAUAAUAAUGAUGAUAAUAAUGAUGAUGAUAAUAAUAAUGAUAAUAAUAAUAAUGAUGAUAAUAAUAAUGAUGAUAAUAAUAAUGAUGAUAAUAAUAAUGACGAUAAUAAUAAUGAUGAUGAUAAUAAUAAUAAUAAUCACAAUAGUAACAAUAAUAAUAAUCACAAUAGUAACAAUAAUAAUAAUCACAAUAGUAACAAUAAUAAUAAUCAUAUAAAUAGAGAUAGAUACAUUAAUCAUCAUAACAUUAUUAGCAACGAAUAUAUUAGACAACAAAUUAAAUAUACAAAUAUAAAUUUUAACAACCAUAAGAAUGACUCCAUAAACGAAAAUGUAAGAAAUAAAAGUACCAUAACACAGGUGAAUGGAUUGAAUUAUAAUACAAAUGAAAAAGAUAAAGAAAAGAUUAAUCAUAAUGAUAACCAUAUACAUACGAAGAGAAUUAUACGAAAUUAUUCAAAUAAUUUGGAUAUGCAUUUUAUGAAUAACAAUAUACAUUUAGAUAAUAAUAAUAAUAAUAAUAAUAAUAAUAAUAAUAAUAAUAAUAAUUGUAAUUAUAUUAGAUGGGAAAAUAUUUUUCCAUAUUGUAAUAGUUGUAAAAAUAAAUAUGCUAAUAAAUUUGAAAUAAAUAAUUUUGAUAAUAAUAUUAUGAAUAAAUAUGAAAAGUAUGAGUGUACUUGUUGUGGUAAUAAAAUAAGAAAUGAAGAAAUAUAUAAUAUACUUGGAAAGGUUACUUCUGAAAAUUUAAGAAAUAUAUAUAAAUCCAAUAGAAUAAAUAAUACAGAUAAUAUUUUAAGAUACAAUAGAGAAAAUGAAUGGAUGAGUUCAUUUUUUUUUAAGGAAAAUAAUAAUAGGGAAAUAUACAAAGAAGAAUAUGAUGAAUAUAAAAAUGAUUUUUUUUUGAAUAUAAAAGAAGGAGAAAAAAGUAUGCUUAAUAAUAUAUUCAGAAAUAAUUCCUUAAAAGAAAAAUUAAUAAAUGAAGAAAAUAUAACAAAAACAAAUAACAAUGUUUAUGUUAAUAUUUUACAAAAUAAUGACAUAGAAAAAGUGGGAAAGCAACAAGAUUGUAAUAAUUCAUUAUUACAAUUAUCUUUAUAUCGAAUAAAUAAGACGAACAAUAAUAAUGAUAUUAUUAUUCAUAAUAAUUGUAACAUAAACAAUAUCAAUAAUUUAAAUAGCGGUAAUAACACACAUAGUAGCAAUAAUGUUGUAAGCACAAAUAAUAUUGAGAGUAGAAAUUAUAGAAAUGAUCUGUACCUUAACACGAAUGACAGAAUUAUAUUUCAUCAAUAUAAAAAUAGUUGUAUGAUUAAUCAUAAUAAUCAUUAUGAAAUAAAUAAGGAUUAUAAUAAUAAAUGUAUAAAUGAAUGUGAAGCAGAAGAUAUUAAAGACACCAAUGAAGUUAAAGAGAUAUCUAAUGAUGUUUUAUAUAAUUAUUUGAAUGAUAUGAAUGACAGAUUUUUUUACAAUUAUUUGGAUGACAAUGAAUAUCAUAGUGAUGUAAGGAGCAACCAUAUUUCUAGUAACAAAGAUUAUGAUAAAAAAUAUUAUAGUAACAACAAUUAUCAUAAUAAUCAUAAUUGUAGUAAUCAUGUAUAUUAUAAUUAUGAUAGCAUUAUAUCUAGUCCAAAUCAAAUGUAUAAAAAUAUACAAGAAUGUAAAGAUAUCAAUUUAGUAAAUGAUAUGAAACUUUACAAACUGGGUACUAUUAAAAAUAAGUAUGAUAAUAUUAUUAAUGAAGAUAUAAUGCAGAGUUAUAAAAAUAAAUACAAUAAUAAUAAUAAUUAUUAUAAAGGAAAUGUGGAAAAUUAUUAUGAUAUAAAUAGUGAGUAUUAUAAUAAUGAUAUAAAAAUUGGUUCAAAUAUACUUUAUGAUUUUUUUAAAAAUAGGAAUAGUACGGAAAGUACACUUUUGAUAAAUCAUUAUAAUUAUAAAAUGGGAUCAAUAAAUAAUAAUAAUGAUGAUAAUAAAAAUAAUAAUAAUAAUAAUGAUAGUAGUGAUAAUAAUAAUAAUAAUAAUAAUGAUGAUGAUAAUAAUAAUUAUUAUUAUUAUUAUAACAUAAACAGUGAUCUCUUAUUACAUCAACUAAAUAAUAUCUGUAAUAACAGAAAUAAUAAUAUAUCUUUAGAAAGGAGAUUAAAUUAUUUAAAAGACGAAUUAAUAAAUAAAAAAAAAACAAAUGAGACUGGGAAAAAAGAAGUUGAUGAUUUGAGAAAUCUUAAAAGUAAGAGAGAUGUUUUUUCUUAUAUAGAAAAUUGUCUUUUAAAUAACAAUAUUGAAAAGAAUAAAAAUUAUAUAAAAUUGAAAAUUAAUGAAAUAGAGGACACUAAAAGGAAUAAUCAACAUUAUAAGAAUUAUGAUAAGUAUAAAAAUAAUUAUGAUUGUAAUAAUAAUAAUAAUAAUAAUGUCAUAUUUAAUAUUGAUGAGAAUGCUUGUAAAACGUCUGACAACAGGUCAAGAACUCAACCAUUACAAAACAAAAAUAUAAAUAAAAAUGAAUAUUUCAAUUCAAUUAAAAUAUAUGAAAAUAUAAAUGAAAAUUAUAAUGUACUUGUACAGAAUAUAAAUAAUAUACGAAUUAAAAAUGAAAAAAAGUACCCUGAACAAAAUAGCCAUCGUGAAAAUAAUAAUGACGUAAUUAAUGAUAAUAAUAGUGAUGAUAAUAGAUGUAAUGAUAAUACACAUUUAAUGAAUCAAAUAAAUAAUACAAACGAGGAAGACUCAAAUGUUAAAAUAAUUAAUGAUAAUGUAUGUUCCUUCUCUAAUAAUAACAUAAAAGAAACAUUCAAAGAUAAAAAAAAGGUACAAGAUAUAUUACAUAUAAAUGGACAAUGUAAACCUUGUGCAUUUUUUUACAAUAAAAAUAAAGGAUGUAGAAACGGAGAUUCUUGUGAAUUCUGUCAUCAUAUAGAUCAUUCUAACUUAUCAUUAAAACAGUGGAAAAAACAACAGAAAAAAAUGAUGAAAUUAGGUCUUCUACAUACUGAAAAACAAAACAAAAUGGGAAAGAUAGAUAUAGCUAAUAAAGAAAAGCAAAAGAAUUCUAUUAAUAUGGAAAAUCUAAAUAAUACCAACAAUAAUAUUAUUAAUAAUGAAAAUUAUAUAAGAAAAGAUAAAGGUAAGUUGAAUGAGGCUAAUAAUAUAGCAGACUAUACAAGUGAAAGUAACGAUAAUAGCAUAAAUAAAUCCUUGAAUAAUUAUGAUAUUUUUAUAAGUCAACAUAAACUAUAUAAUGAUGUGACUAGUAUGGAUAAAAAAGAAUUUAAUAAACAAAGUGAUCAUAUUUUUAAUAAUUAUCAUAUUGAUGGAUAUAAUGUAGACAAUGUUCGGAGUAGUAAUCAUAUAAGUAAUAACAGCAUCAUAAUAAAUAAGAGACAAAUGAUGAGUAAUAAUAAAAUUGUUAUUAAUAAUCACCAUAUAAGUAAUAAAAAUAUGAUAUUUAAUAACAACAUUAUAAAUAAUAACAUUAUUAUGUAUAAUAAAAAGAAAAGUAACAACAGCAGUAGUAGUUGUUGUAUCAAUACAAUGCAUGGAAACAACAAUAAUAACAAUUUUCAAUGUAGCAAUAUCUUGAGAAACAUGACUAAUCAAAAGAUAGACAUAAAAGAUAAUAUGAUUUUAAAAAAAAUAUCCACAAAUAAUUGUGAAAUGAAUAAUCUUAAUUCGUGUUCUUUUUUAUCAAAUUCAUCUGAAAAUGGUUCAUACAAAACAGAUGAAUUUCUAAAUGUAAAUGAAAAAUAUAGAAUUAAUGAUCUAAAUAUAUUACAUAGUAAUAAUAAAGAGGUGAAUAAUAUAUUGAAGGGUCAUAAUAUUAAACAUAAUAAUAAUAAAAUUAAUGAUAUAAAUAUAUUACAUAGUAAUAAUAAAGAGGUGAAUAAUAUAUUGAAAAGUCAUAAUAUUAAACAUAAUAAUAAUAAAAUUAAUGAUAUAAAUAUAUUACAUAGUCAUAAUGAGUUUUAUAAUAUUCACACAAAUAAUCAUAAAAGUGAUUUAAAAUGUGUAGGUGGCCAUAUUACGAAUGAUAGAUAUGAAAAUAGUAUCUUAUCCCAAAUUAAAACACAUGAAAAAGAGAAUAUAAGACAAAUAAAACAUACUAAUAUUGAGGAGGAAAAUAAAAAAUAUGUUCUUCCUGUUAAUCAUAAUGAAAUAUAUUUAGGAGAGCACAAUAAAAUAAAAAGUGAUAAAAAUGAGACACAAGAUAAUGAUACAAUAGGAAAAAAAAUUAUAUAUAACAUUGAAAAAAAUCUUUUAGAAAAUAGACCUUUAAAUUUUAAUAAGGGUCAUGAUUAUAAAAGUAUGAUAAAUAGUAUGAGUACAUUAAAUAUGAAUAAUGUUUGUUAUGAUAAAAUGAAGAUAAUGAGUAUGACUAAAGACAUCCAGAAAAAUGUUAUAAAACAAACAAAAUUAUUUCCUAAAUUUAUAAGAAAUAAUAAUAAUAUAGUACAAGAUUCCAUAAAUGUUACUGAUAAUAAUAGUACACGUGAUAUUACAUAUAUUAAUGAUAUAUUAAAACGGGAACCUUUAAAAGAAAAUGUGAAUUAA
Plasmodium falciparum 3D7 is the source of this 8172-nucleotide messenger RNA. Its product is annotated as putative zinc finger protein. Lineage: Eukaryota; Apicomplexa; Aconoidasida; Haemosporida; Plasmodiidae. Gene Ontology annotation, molecular function: metal ion binding. The record is from RefSeq and is a predicted model, not a curated record.